GUUCCAUUAUUACAUUCCACAGCUUCUGACCAAAACCUUUGAACACUUUCUCCUCUAUUUCUCCAUUGAAGCUUGGAGAAAGGAGCUGCAAAAAAUCAGCAUGAAAGCUCAACACCACCAUAAACCCAAGGCACACCCACGUCCUCUUUUUUCCUGCGGCUUCUUCCGCAACUGUACUCAGUCCUCUCCCAGCCCCACCACUCCGAGUUCCCCUUCGUUCCCACUCUCUCCUUCCCAACCCCAACCACCAUCAUUGCCUUCCCCACCUCCCCCUCCACCUCCUCCUCCACCACCACUGCCACCUCAAAGGAAAAGCUCAGUCUCACUAUUACACCACCCUGAAUCAUCCUCUUCCUCCUCUUCUUCCUCUGCUUCCCAGAGCUUUACCCAAUGGAGAUUCCCCCUCGCCACCUCACCCAUUCACCAGAACACUACUUUCACAUCCCACUCCUACCCACAGUCGGAAUCGACUCCUUGUUUUAACCCACCACCUCCACCACCGCUGCCAUUUCCCAUCACUAAUAUUCAGGAACUCUUUCACAUGGCUGAGCUUCAACUCACCACUGGCUCACUCUCCGACCAGCUUGCUGCCCUCCAACUUCUUGAACGUUCCCUCGUCCCAAACCCUCCAUCCAAUCCUACUUGCCCUCCCGAAUUAAUGCGCGGGAUUGUUUCAAAUUUGAGAAACAAAGCAGGGGCAAAAUCAGCAACAAAAAUUUUGCUAGCUUUAUGCCUGGCGGAGGGCAACCGCCACGUCGCAGUGGAGGCGGGGGCGGUUGGGGCGGUAGUCGAAGUGGUGGCGGAGCUAGAGGGAGCAGCGGCGGAAAGAGCACUGGCGGCGCUCGAGCUCAUGUGCACGGUGGCCGAAGGAGCAGCCGAGUUGAGGGCUCAUGCACUUGCAGUGCCCGUUAUGGUGUCCGUGAUGGGACGGUUGGCUGGAAGGGGAAGAGAGUAUGCCAUAAGCGUAAUUUCGGUUAUCUACAGUGGUGGUAAUGGUGGCAGUGGUGGUAAUGGUGAUGGUGAUGGUGAUGGUGAUGGUGAUGGCGACGGUGAUGAAGAUGAAAAAGAAGAAGACGCGGUGACAGCGCCACCACAGGAGGUGGCGCGUGCGGUGGUGUUGGCGCUGCAAGGUGAGUGUACCGUGAGGGGUAAGAGGAAGGGGGCGCAGCUGUUGAAGACGCUUCAGGAAUAUGGACAGCUGGAUUUGACCCAAUAUGGGAAUGAACGAAUGUGAUUUGUCUGUGUAGGGUGUUUUGGUCACAGGUUAUUCUGUUGUUGUUCUUCACAUGAUUGGGUGGAUUCACUUAAAGCCCCUGGGCCUAUGGCCCAGACAAGGGUUUAAAUUCUCAUUGAUGUGAAAUAAUUUAUCCAAAAUUAU
Molecule: messenger RNA, 1378 nt
Organism: Rubroshorea leprosula
Lineage: Eukaryota; Viridiplantae; Streptophyta; Magnoliopsida; Malvales; Dipterocarpaceae
Source: the annotation of a GenBank genome assembly